AUGUAUGUGAGCUCUCUCUUGGAUAAGGAAAGCAGCAUGUAUCCAGGAUCUGCAAGGAGUAACCACAACCUGCCCGUGCAAAACAUUGUGUCUACUCCAUCCUAUCCAGAUUACAUGGGAUAUCAUCAUGUGCCGGCUCUGGACAAUCACGGCCAGCCUGCAGGGCCAUGGGCACCUCACUACGGCCCACAGAGGGAGGACUGGACCGCUUAUGGCCCGGGACCCUCCAGCACCACCGCUGCUGCACAGAUCAACGGCUCCUCUCCUGGCCAGGUCUCCUACAGCUCUGCUGAUUACAGCUCCCUGCAUCCCACCGCAGCUGGGGGGUUACCUCCCGCAGACGCACCUAACACCCAGCAAAUCUCUCCCACCAGCCAACGGCACAGUUCUUAUGAAUGGAUGCGGAAAACGGUGCAAGUUAACACCACUGGUAAAACAAGAACAAAAGAAAAGUACCGAGUUGUUUACACAGACCAUCAGAGACUAGAAUUAGAGAAGGAAUUUCAUUGCAACAGAUAUAUUACGAUAAGGAGAAAGUCAGAACUUGCAGCAAACCUGGGACUAUCUGAAAGACAGGUAAAAAUUUGGUUCCAGAAUCGCCGAGCCAAAGAGAGAAAAAUGAUCAAGAAGAAAAUCUCUCAGUUUGAUGGCAGCAGCGGCUCAGUUCAGAGCGACUCUGGUUCACUCAGUCCAAAUGAAAUAUCUAGUUCUCUGUUCCCACCACCACAUGGAAUAGCUUGUUGAUGUUCAUCAAGUCAUACUUUCAGAAUGAACAGAAA
This is a messenger RNA of Nothoprocta perdicaria, 779 nucleotides long. It is a transcript of the gene CDX4, whose product is annotated as caudal type homeobox 4. The transcript has 3 exons. Gene Ontology annotation, cellular component: nucleus. Gene Ontology annotation, biological process: regulation of transcription by RNA polymerase II; cell differentiation; anterior/posterior axis specification. Lineage: Eukaryota; Metazoa; Chordata; Aves; Tinamiformes; Tinamidae. The coding region runs from base 1 to 744 and encodes 247 amino acids. The record is from RefSeq and is a predicted model, not a curated record. Gene Ontology annotation, molecular function: DNA-binding transcription factor activity, RNA polymerase II-specific; RNA polymerase II transcription regulatory region sequence-specific DNA binding.